AUGGGUAUUGUUGGUGCCCAUGAGCAAGUGGAAGACAGAGACCACGGAUAUCUGGCCAGGAUGGGGAAAGCCAUGGCUCCAAGAAAAACAGGUAAGUAUUUGUGGCAUGCAGUGGCCUCAAGGUUUGGAUCCAGAGCCAACAAGUCAGGAAGCCCUUUGUGUAAACCUAUUCCAAUACUGGAUCCACAUCUGAAGUCACUAUUAGGGGACUCAAAAUUGCAUCUAAGGGGUAAGCAACCUUCCAAAUUCCAGAUUAACAGGUCCUUUGUCUUUGUGCUAGGUGUCUUUCCAGUUGACUUGGGGUAGAGGAAAAAUAGAAAGAUUUGCUUUCCUUCCUGUGGCUUUGGAGUGGGCACCACAAUAAGCACCCAAAGUGGAACUGCACAAAGCAGCUUCAGAUCUGAGAAUUAGGCCUACUUCCAGUACCUGGUGUCAGGAAGAGGAGAUGUUUGGACAGGAAGUUGGCCCUGGCAGGCGUAUGGAGAUGCCAGCAAUAUACCGUUUGAAGGAAGGUUAGCAGGCUGGCAAUGUUGGUCAAACUUUCUUUGACCAAGUCAGUUCCUACCAGCAAUUCACUGGCAGUGUUGAAGCUGGAAUUAAUUAAUUGACUUGUAUGUUGAGGCCCCAUGACCACCCCGUUCCCUGGGGAUUAAAUAAGUAUGGGAUCCAAUAAGGCCACAACUUUAUUGGUUACAGAUGUGUAGGUUUUGGCCAUAGGCAUUGGGAUAAGCCACACAAAUAUCACUCCAGCCCGUCUGCUGGAAGGGCCUCUAAGGUUGAAGCCAACCGACAGGGAAUAAUGCCCUAUGACCUCCAUCAAAUCGGGGCACCCCAAAAGUGGUCCCUGAUGGAGGAAUGCAGUGGCCCUAGCCCCCCUCUAGGUGUUGGACAGAAGUCACUACUCCUGGAUCCUUUUAACAGGAUACCCUUACCUGGAGGGGCAGUCAGAGGCUACAACCUCCCCUCCAUCCAAGAUCUAAGCUUACCCAAUGCCAAUCCACUUUAGAAAGUUGUGGUGAUUGCUACAAGGUAGGCAAAAACCCAAAGGCUGAUGCCAAUUUGCCAAAUGGAAAAAUUCCUUCCUGGCCCCAAAUAUGACAGCCGACAUAGUCCAUAACCAGGUUGUACCAUCAGCAACAUCCUGAAGUGAGGGAGGGUGGGAGAACCUGCAAAGAAAGAAGAGGCCAAAUGGCCAGGCGUAACCAUUGGGCAGUUGAUCCCAUGCCCCAGGGAACACACACUGUUGCCAAGGGUCGAUUUGGUGGCAGGCAGACAAUUCGGCCUGCCAUUUGCCGGUUCACAAGAGCAGUUUGGGGCCUGCUCACAAAGAAGGGCGAAUGGACCUAGAGGGUCUGGUUGCAUCUGCUCUAGUGUUUAAUUUAUCUUUGUAAGAUAUUUAUAUACUACGUAUUUAUAUACUACUGCACGUAAAAAUUGUAAAAAAUGACUUGAGUGUCUGAGAGAAGCAGGAUCAGAAAUUCUAAUCAAGGGCCUUCCUGUUUCCGGUGCGCCAGCAUUGGCGUCCCUCCCAACACUGCGGGAGAGAGACAGAUGGAGGUAAUCAGAUAAUGAUGGGAGAAUUUCAUUAUCUGCAUUCCUCUUCGGUUGGAAGAGGAACCAGGCUCUCACCUGCAGUUUGCCUGGCAGUCUGGCACUCGCUUCCCCAUGGAAUGCGAGGGCAGGCAACGGCACUGGGUGCACGGGGCACUCCGGCUGCCGUGACCCCCCCACCCCGUUCCUGGAAGCAAAGGUUAUCCUGUUAAUUGGAUUUUAAUUGGACUAAACUACAGGUGUGUGCUAGAGAUCAUGAGAUAAGAAACUGCGAAAACAACCCAGCUACAAGGAACUAAAAGGUUUGGAAUGAGAGUGGAUUUAAUUUGGUGAAAUAGAGGAUGGGAUGAGGGGAGCCCACAGUUUGCUUAUUUAAAGUUUUUCUCUACAUUUAUGAUACAGCAACCUUCCCCUGAAUGCAAGCUUUAUUAAAAAUAUCUGCACUAGUGAGAAUGGAAGAAAUUGCAAUAUACAGUGGUACCUCUGGUUACGAACUUAAUUCAUUCCAGAGGUCUGUUCUUAAGCUGAAACCAUUUUUAUCCUGAGGCGCACUUUCACUAAUGGGCUUCCUGCUGUGUGCACCUCUGGCGCGCGAUUUCCAUUCGCAUCCUGGGGCAAAGUUCACAGCCAGGAGCAGCUACUCCUGGGUUAGUGGAGCUCCUAACCUGAAACGUUCGUAACCAGAAGCAUUCAUAACCAGCGGCACCACUGUAAUAUGGAAUUUAACAAAAUUGGAACUGUGUGUGAGAGAGAAAGGAACUAGGGCGGGGCGGGGGGAAGAAACAUUAUGCUUUGAAAAUAUAGAGUAAAAUCCUCUCUUACCUCCAUCAUCCACAAAGGAAUGUGUUCAAGAUAAGGACAAAUGGCCAUAAGAUUCUACCUUCUUCUUUUUCUCUCUUUUGAAAGGCAGGUCAUUCCCCCAGUGGAAAUGGAGUUCCUCUUUCCUGGUUUAUGGGCUCCUGGCUCUCGCUUACCUGCUGAUGAUCAUCUUGCUGGGGCUACUGAUCUCCAGUGGUAAUUAAAGGACUCCAAAGUCUGAAAUGCUCCAGCUUUAUGACCAAAUGUGGGGUUCCCACCCCAAUUCAGUGAGAAACCUUUGAAAGCUGCUGGAAAACUGUUCAGAAAAUCAAACUUGGGCUGGUGGGAUGGCCAAUGGCUGACUAGUGAGUCAAGACAGCCAAAAUGGCCAAGGGGGGUGAGACAGCAUAUACAUUUCUGCCGGAUAUUGAGCCAGACCAGUGGACCAACCAGCCCAGCACUGCCUCCUCCAGGGUCUCAGAGUUCUUUCCCUGGUCAUGGGGAUUCCCCCAGGCACCAUGUAAAUAAACAAAAAAUAUCCGGAGGUGCAUGCAGGAUAUGUGCUCUUACUAAUGUUCUCUGUCAUUACUCUAACAAAAAAUAUUCUCCCCUCACCUCAAUUCUGCUAUUCAUCCUAGGAUGGAAGCUGUCCAAGAGGAAUAGCAAUUAGGUGUUGGGACUAAUUUAAUUUGGGAUUUCCAGAAUCUACCUGUCUGGUUUGUGACAAGUGAUGCUGGAAUGGGAGAAGAAGUCCCACCCUAUCUCUUUUUCUCUCUUCUGAAUUUCUAAUAUUCUGAGUUUACUUGUAUUUCUUCUUACAAUUUCAGGGUCAAAGUUUUUUUCAGAAAUGAAUGACAUGCAUAAACAGCUUGAAAUGAGCAAGGAGUGUAAGUGUCUUGCCAAAACCACCUGGGGCUUGCGGCUGCAAUAGCCUGGGGGAGGUGGCUCUCGCCUGGCAUUACGCCAGAGAGCCUGUUUCCACUGCAGGAGGGGCAUAAUUUGUCACCCACAAUCAUUCCUCCAAUGCCUGGCUUUAGAAGGCAGGUCUUCCUGAUCAACGUGGCAUCUUCCAGGGAAGCCUGAACUCCAAACACCUCAUGGGCCAGGAACUCUGUGAGUCCCUUGAGCUGGAGGAGCUUAGAAACAGGUGUAACUCAUGAGCUUGUGCCAUUGAUAUGCUGCAAACCCUCACAACCCCAGCGCCCUCAGGAUUACAGGGAUGAAAUGGGCUCGGCUGCUGCUGCUGCUGCUGCCUCGAUGAGCAUCGCUGCCCCCUAGAGGAGCAAAUUCCACCUUAACUAUCUACUCUGUGGAGAAGUAUUUUCUUUGUCUCUCCUGAAUGCUCCAGCCUUCAGCUUCACUGGAUGCCCCCAUCCAGUGCUAUGCUGAGAGAGGGAGAAAAGGCUUCUCUAUCCCCUAAAAAGCCCCACAUUGUAACUGUUCUUCACAAUUUAGAAAGCAUGCCUAUAUGAAAACAGAAAGAGUCUCUCCUCCUGGUGGGGAAGGCUGUGGAAGGAUGGCCGGAGCGUGCCCGCUCCACCUGCAGUCCAUUGGGUGAAGCCACGGUCAGGGCUUUCAUUCUGUGCCUUUUCUCUUUUGCCAGUGUUCCCAUGUGGUUCCAGAAGCAGGGAAUGGGAAUACUUUGACGGUCGGUGUUAUUACUUCUCCCUCCGGAAGGCUACUUGGCACACGGCUAAGUCACUUUGUGCAGAGCGCAAUUCAAGCCUGGUGGUUAUUCAUGAUGAGGCCAAGCAGGUAAAGGUGCUAGAAUAUUGGUCCUUGUAUGUGUGUGGAUAUAUUGCCUCUCAAAUGAGUUCUUACUGACACCUCAAACUACGUUUCCCAGGGUCUUUUGGUGGGAAACUACAUUUAACGUAGUAGAAAUAAGACGCAAACGUCAAAUUGAAACAAGGCCCCAACCACUCUGAGAUGACAAUGGUGAGGGAUGCUGGGAAGCCUCUUACAAUGACUUCAGGGCUCAGCUUCUCUUGUGGGCAGCUAGGGAUGGGCAAACAUGUCCAUUUUGGUUUCUCUCAGUUCUUCAUUAUUGCCAGUCUUAAGUUCACUUCUCCACAUUUCCAUAUCAAGUUUUAGAGAUUUUUUAAAAAGAUGUUCUCUUCCAGUGCAAAUUUCCCCUAACAUGCACAUCUUUGGACUGCAAUCUCCUCUAACAUAACACAUUUUUUAUGUUAUCUUCACUAAUAUGCAUUUAUAUGCAAAGUCACCCUAGUGACACACAUUACUCGGCUGGAAGACUGCAUUGCAAAACUCAGAGAAAUUCAAAUCUUGAAGGAUGGGGUGGAUCAUUCCAAACACAGGAAAGAUAUGCUAUAAAUAAGUCUGAGUAUACAGAGUAUAGCUGAGUAUAUUGUUUUGGAAGGUGCAAAUUAGGUAAGAUCACCUUUAAAUGCAAGCUGAGCAGGCAAGGAGAAAAGCACAAAAUACAUCCUGCAUGUGAUGUUUCAGCUGCUGGUGAUUGUCACAAAUUUCAAGUUUUACCCAGAGAGAAAGCCCAGUCAGACAUUGAGGACAUUACAAAAAUGAAAUGUAGCACCAAAAAAGAGAUGGUGUAAAAUUUGCAUAUGCUCAUUUCUGUGUGUGUGUGUGUGUGUGUGUGUGUGUGUGGACUUCAACUAGCCAGCUCUUAAAAUAGAGAACUCUUUCAAACAGAGGACUGUUAUCUGUAAAGUAGAAGAUGUGGACACUCUGUAGAUAUUUAGUGGCAAGUGUGGCUCUGGAAAUCCAGGUUUGCUGAUCAAGAUGCUUCCUGACUAGAGAAAGGCAAGACCAGAGCAGGGACUCAUGCAGAGACACAGGGAACAUCUUCCGCGCUGGCUUGCCCCAUGACUGAGGGAGCCAGGGCUGCGCAAUGUGCACACAUCCCACAAUGUGCUGACGUGUUGUGUCAUUACGUGUUGCAAGGGACAUGAGCAUGUGAGUGAAAUGAGCACAUGGCGCAGUGUGCACACAUAACAGCCACAGAAUUUUGAGGGGACCUUCAGCCACCCACCCAACCCCUCAACCCUCCAGUCGCACCCCUGCAGGCAAUGCUGCUUGAAUAACGCCACUUCUAUGAGUUGUGUGUGUUUGUAUCCUUAAAACAAAGCCUGCCCUAUCCUGUGGGGGGUUUCCUUGCAGAAUUUCCUCGAGUCUCAAACCAGGAAUGAACGCUAUUGGAUUGGACUCAAUGACAUCGAUGAAGAAGGGGAAUGGAGGUGGAUUGAUGGCACCAAUUACUUAAGCAGCUACAGGUAAGACACAGGACUAUGAAUGCCGCAACCUCCCCAGCAAGCCAAACUUGGCAAGGCUCCUGCUUUGGCCAUCCUGGGAAGGCAACGGAGACAGGAGCUUUGCUGAGCCCUGGUCUACAAUGUUUUCUUUAUUCCAGGAGUAGCUGAUCAGGUCUUGGCCUGGUGAGCCCCCUUGCCCCCUUGCCCCCUUCUUCUGCCCCACUGUCUCUCACAUACCCCCUCAGAUGCUGCUGCCCCCCAAAGGAAGUGCUUCUCCCAGUGAUUUCAAUAGAAACUGCUUUCUCUGCAGAGGCGGCAAUGCCCCAAAGAGUGGAGCAUUUCCCCCUUCAAAGGGGCGCCUUCUAACCAACCACCAGCUGGUUUUUAGAUAAAGGGAGCCUCCCUGGCACAGGGAGUACAUAUUCACAGGAGGCUGCGCUACACCAACCUUCUGUGAACUUUGAUGGGUGUCAAUAACCUGCUACCAUUAUGGCAUAGGUCCCACCCACCUGUCAAAGCUGGCCUGCCGUGGGCCAGUGAGAAAAAGAUCUGGCCUACUGGGCUAAAAUGUUCCCCAGCUUAUGCUAAGAUGUGAUAUGAAGUCAUACAGUGCAACUGGUUUGCUGAAAGUAAGCAGAUCUAGGUCUUGUUACAGACCUUCCUCGGGUGGGAUAUGCCUUGAGCUCCCUGGAAGAAAGCUGGGUAGACAAGCCUACCCAGAUAGCUAAAAUGUUGAUGUGCAUUUUAAUCUCUUUUGACUUUAUUGCUGCUUUUAUUUCUUUUUUGAAUGUUGCAAAAAAGUUGUUUUUAACUAUUUUCACCAAUAAUUUUAUUGCUUUAUUCUCUUAGUAAUCUGUUUUGAAGUUAUUUACAAUCCAACAGUGUGUAAAUUUUACAAAAUAAAUUAGCCAGUCACUGUGUCCCAGGGGCGCAGCGUCACUCCCUGGAGAGGCAGGUGGCUUGGGCAGGUGGAGCGCACCGCCUUCCUAUGCCCCUGCUGUGUCAAAGCCACCAAAGUGCAGAAUGGAAAAUCUAGAGAGAAUAGCUUGGAUAUACUUGGAUUUGGGGAGCGAGUCGAGGAUGGUGUGGCUGGAGAAGAACCAUUUCCGCAUUUUUCAAUGUAUCUUAAAUCCCUUCCUCAUUCAGGAAUUGGAGACAGGGUCAGCCCAGUGACUAUCAGAACAAGGAAGACUGUGCAGAGAUCCAUUUUUCUGGGGAAUGGAAUGAUGAGAGCUGUUCCACUGCAAACUUAUACAUAUGUGAGAAACCUUUGCCUUCCUGA
Messenger RNA from Podarcis lilfordi (Lilford's wall lizard), 6861 nucleotides. The record is from the annotation of a GenBank genome assembly. Lineage: Eukaryota; Metazoa; Chordata; Lepidosauria; Squamata; Lacertidae.